Messenger RNA from Colletotrichum paranaense, 2709 nucleotides. RefSeq names its product NAD-dependent deacetylase sirtuin-5. Gene Ontology annotation, cellular component: mitochondrion; succinate-CoA ligase complex. The transcript has 7 exons. The record is from RefSeq and is a predicted model, not a curated record. Gene Ontology annotation, biological process: succinyl-CoA metabolic process; tricarboxylic acid cycle. Bases 1 to 2709 code for a protein of 902 amino acids. Gene Ontology annotation, molecular function: ATP binding; metal ion binding; succinate-CoA ligase (ADP-forming) activity. NCBI's taxonomy places the organism in Eukaryota, Fungi, Ascomycota, Sordariomycetes, Glomerellales, Glomerellaceae.
AUGGCAACUCGGACUCUGACAGCAAAGUUGUGGCGUCUCAAUGCAAAUUUGGUAUCGAAGCAACAACUUCGACGGCUCACGCUACAUGAAUAUCAGUCGCAGAACAUUUUGAAGGAGUUCGGCAUACCAGUACCCCGAGGACACCUCGCAAGAACACCAGCCGAAGCUGCGGUGAUUGCCACAGAGCUUGGCGGAAACUGUUCUCUCAAACCACAGGUAUUAAGGGGCGGCAUCGAAGACGGCACGUUUGACAACGGGUCAGAGGCCGGCAUUCAACUGGUCAAUAAUGCAGAAAGCGCCGAGAAAGCUGCCAAUCGCAUGCUUGGUCACUACUUGAAGACGGAUCAAUCCGUAGGUAACGGUGUAUUGGUCAAUAAGCUUCAUGUUACUGAAAGCCUGAAUCCCGAGAGAAAGUGGUACUUGGCGUUCACAUUCGAUCGCGAGAACUAUUGUCCAAUAAUCAUCGCGUCAAAAUUUGGCGGAGUCGCCAUCGAAAAGAUAGAAGCCCAGCAUCCAGACGAGCUGCAUACAUUUCGAUUUGGGUUCACGGACGGCAUCACAUCCAAACUCACCGACAAUGUCUCGAACUGUCUCGGAGCUUCGGCGAAAGAGAAGGAAGACCUCAAUGACAUACUCGGCAGACUUUAUAAGAUUUUCACAACAAAGGACGCCUAUUCGCUUGAGAUCAAGACUCUAGCAAGCUCAUCAGAAGGAGGUCUGACUUGCAUGGACGCCAAGUUCUCAUUUGAUGAUGCUGCGGCCAAGCGGCAGAAGACACUUUUUGCAGAGCGAGACACGGAGCACGAGAUUCCAGAAGAAGUCGAGGCUGAGAAGUAUGGGCUGGUCUAUGUUCGCAUGGACGGCGACAUUGGCAAUGUAGUCAAUGGAGCAGGUCUCGCGAUGGCGACCAACGAUGCGAUUGCCCUGCACGGUGGCGCCAGUGCAAACUUUCUUGAUGCUGGUGGGCAAGCGACGAAGGAGACCAUGGUCAAGGCAUUUGAGAUUAUCCUGCGGGACCAGAGGGUGAAGACAAUAUUUGUCAACAUCUAUGGCGGAAUUACUAGAGGCGACAUGAUCGCAGAAUCCAUUCUUGGUGCAGCCAAAGAGCUGGGACCGCUGAAAAUUCCCAUGGUGGUUCGACUUCAAGGCACCAAUUCUGAGAUGGGAUUGAAAAUCGUAAGAUGUUCCCCUGGAGGAAGCCAAUCUUGGAUUGCAUACCGAAGCAGAUUUUGGGAAAGCAGCGCAAAAGGCAGUAGAACUGGCUCGAGGAUCAAGCCCGGCGUCAUAGAAUCCGUCGUUAAUUUUGGGUAUUUGAAGCAGCUUACUUACGAUGGCUGUCAUCAGCCAAUAGAGUCUCGACAUUUUCGCCAGAAAAAUGUUGCUCAGGCAGCGGCCCCUUCCUUGCAUCUUGAGACGCCCCAAGCUCACAUCAGUUCAGUGUUGGUUCAUGGCCCCUUGAAUGUUCUAUCUAACGGCCAUGGAGAUUUCCGAAAUUGGACUGAUGCAACCAACGUCAACUCGAAGGGAUAUUUGAAGAAACCAAGUUCCCUAUUGACUUUUCGAAACAACGAGCUAUUAUACUACAACCCGACCACACCUGUAUCAUCUCUACGCCAAGAUUCGAUGGCUGACUCAACUACAACUCAGCCCGACCUAGACCCUAUCGCGGUCGCUGACUUCCACGACACACUCAAGAAGUCAAAGCGCAUCGUUGCUCUCAUCGGCGCAGGUCUUUCCGUAUCCUCGGGCCUUGCCACCUUCCGAGGGGCCAACGGACUGUGGAGGAACCAGGACAUAACGCAGGUCGCUUCACCCGCAGGCUUCCGUCAUGACCCGGGUCUCGUCUGGCAAUUUUACACGUAUCGCAGGCACGACGCCCUUCGUGCCAAGCCGAACCCCGCUCACUAUGCUCUGGCCGAGCUCGCGCGCAGAGUGCCUGGCUUCGUCGCGUUGACGCAAAAUGUCGAUAACUUGAGCCCUCGGGCUGGUCAUUCGCCCAGUCAGCUGAAGGAGCUCCACGGCAAUCUUUUUGCGCUGUCCUGCGUCGACGUGGUUGGAUGCGGAUACAACGAGCGUGACAACUUUGAGGAGUCUCUGCCGCCAGCACUCGAUCCUUCAAAGGACGAGGAGAGGACCAUCGGCAGCAUCAAUCCGGACAAGAAGCCUCGCGCCAGCCCAGUACUAUUAGCCGGCAUCGCGCGGAAACACGCGCAAAUCCUCGGGGAGAAGUAUGAGGGCAAUUCUCCGACCACGCGGGAUCUGACCUCUCUGAAAGCCCCGGAUCAACCGGCGCCAUCGAACCCCGUUGCUGUUACCCGGCUGUCGUCGGGGUUGGAGAAAAAGGACCUACCGCAAUGCCCUAAGUGCAAGAACAACAUCCUUCGUCCCGCCGUCGUCUGGUUUGGCGAGCCACUGCCCGUUGAGGUUGUUGAAGAGGCCCAGGCGCUUUCCGAUGACCCCGGGGCCAUCGAUUUGUUUCUGACGAUUGGAACCACCAGCAAGGUCUGGCCGGCGGCCGGGUAUGCCGAGAUGGCUCGCAAGAAGGGUGCGAGAGUUGCUGUUAUCAACACGCGAGCUGAAGACGCGAGACAUGUUCGGCCGGAUAAGGACUGGGUGUUUGUAGGAGAUGCAGCAGAUGUCCUCCCCCAGUUACUGAAACCGGUUAUUAGCGAAUCAUACGAGCAAGUCGAGAAGAAUAUGAAGAAAUAG